Aphanomyces astaci is the source of this 1434-nucleotide messenger RNA. RefSeq lists its product as hypothetical. The record is from RefSeq and is a predicted model, not a curated record. The transcript has 5 exons. Bases 9 to 1385 code for a protein of 458 amino acids. Gene Ontology annotation, molecular function: metal ion binding. NCBI's taxonomy places the organism in Eukaryota, Oomycota, Saprolegniomycetes, Saprolegniales, Verrucalvaceae.
CCGUUACCAUGACAGUCUAUCAAAAUCCGACUUGUCCGAAGCAGCAUCCCCAGCAUCUCAUCAUGCUGCCUACCGCCGACGUAUUUGAUUGUCAGCCCUUGUCCUCCAAAGACGAAGCCGCGUUGUUGGCCCAAGCCUCGAGUGCGUGGAAAGGGCUCGUGGACAACGCCAUCUCGUCCGAGUUGUAUCGCAUUGAAAAAGUCGUGCGCAACGAAACCACGGGCCGCUGUGCCACGCUCCGAAAGCCCAGGGACACGAUCAACGUGAACCAAGACGGCGUGGUCGCCCACACACGAACCCGCGCGACGAUCGAGCAGGCCGCGGCGUUCUUCUACUUGGACACCUCCAUCAAAGCCGAACAAUUCGCACGGGUUAUGGACGAACUCGUUGAAGCAAAGCGGACGCUGUAUACCCUCGUGGAUCGCCCAGUUGUCGACGACGGGGUCAACAAGCCACUCGACUACAUUUCCGUCGACUGGAUGAUGAUCAAGUUCAAGAAGGGGGUACCGGCGCGAGAUCUGUGCUACCUAGAGAUCCACAAAGAAUUCAAGUUUGCGUGUCCGCUCACGGGCGUCACCCGACGGGGGUGGGUGCGCUGCAUCCACUCGGUGCGCAUGGACUGCUGCCCUGACAUGCAAAAGAAGUAUGGUGUCAUUCGCAUGGAGAUUCAACGUUCAGGGCACGUGUUUAUGGAAUCCAACGAAGCGGGGGUGCUCGACUACUACAAAUUGUACUUUGGCAGCCCACGGGGCGCCGUCCUCGGCAAGCAUUUCAACGGGUUGUACCUCAAAGGGGCAAUGCGGACGUCUGCUCGUGCGAUCUUAAACCUGGACGAACAUUUCACCACGGAGCGGUUAAAGCCGCUGCUAUCCACCCCCCUGCGGGACGAAAAAGUUGAUGCCAAGGCGUGCUCGGGGUGCCAUGGCAGCUUUUCGUGGCGCACCACCAAACGACUGUGUCGGGCUUGUGGAGCUGCGAUCUGUGUCAAGUGCAGUUCGCUGUGGUCGCUCACAUUGCAGGGCUCCGCCGUCAAAGUGCCGCUGUGCGCCCCGUGCGUCGGCUCCAACUUGGACGCAAACGUGAUGGAAUCCGGCCAAAUCAUAUACGACGUGAUGGAGGCUAGUCGCGUGUCGGACGACUUUGCCUUCUGUGUCGGAGGAGCGCAGUGGGGCCAAGAGGUAGCUGCACUCCCAAAGUCCCCCGGAAGCGGCUGCGUAACCGUUCGAUCAACCCCCAGCGACAGCGGAAACAGACACAUGAUCGCCAACAGCAGAAGCGGCGGCGGGUCCAACGACGCCGCACUCAAUGACCUCAUGUGCUCGAUCGACCAGCAAAAAGACCUGCUGAUCAAAAUGCAAGAAGGUUUAGCGGCCCGAACCCAGUGAUGCGAAAUUCCAUAAUUAUAUUUAUACCUAUAACGUUAACAUGAUCACC